Chrysoperla carnea is the source of this 3230-nucleotide messenger RNA. RefSeq names its product serine/threonine-protein kinase haspin homolog. Gene Ontology annotation, molecular function: histone H3T3 kinase activity; ATP binding. The transcript is spliced from 6 exons. The record is from RefSeq and is a predicted model, not a curated record. Gene Ontology annotation, biological process: intracellular signal transduction; mitotic cell cycle; protein phosphorylation. Bases 560 to 2095 code for a protein of 511 amino acids. Lineage: Eukaryota; Metazoa; Arthropoda; Insecta; Neuroptera; Chrysopidae. Gene Ontology annotation, cellular component: nucleus; cytoplasm.
UGUAAUCAAUUCAGAUGAUACGAACAAAGAAGAAUUUAUAUCAAUUAAGAAAUCAUUGAUAAAUAAACGGCGUGGUGGACAACUUAGUGAUAAAAUUAAAAGAAAAAUCAUUCAAACUGAUGAAUUUAUUGAUUUAACGUUAUGCGACAGUGAUAAUGAUUUAUCUAAAUGUGAAAUUAUCGAAGUGUCUUCAUCAGAAGAAUCAAUAGGUUCAAAUAAAUCAAUAAAAAAUAUAUUAAAAACACCAAAUAAUUUACAUUGUAAAGUUCUAUUACGUAAUUUUACAAAUAAUAUUACGUCAUCUUCUACACCAAAUAAAACGAAUCAAUCGCCAAAUAUUACGCCAUUUUCCACGCCAAAUAAAUCGAAUGAAUCUUUAAAUACUACACCAAAUCAAUUAAAUGAAUCCAACAAUUCUGUAAACGUAAAUAGAAAUCUUGAAGUAUCAUCACCAACACUACCAGAUAAAAUACAUUUAAAAACGGGUAAACAUUGGCGACGGUCAUUAUCGAUUUUGCGUAAUACAUGUGCAUUUAAAAAUCCAAAUGAUUGGAAUUUAAUGACUAUUAAAAAAAAAGGACGAAAAUGGCGUUCAACAUGUUUUGAAAUUAAAAACGAUAAUAAAAGUGUUUGUCUCAAUACAUUUACUCCAGAUAGUCCUCAAACGAAAAACAUUGAUGCUGCUGAAUUAUUAACUGAUUCUCAAUCAAAUUUAAAUGAAAGUAUUCCUGCCAAACGAAUAUCAAUAAGAAUUGUACCAGCGAUAAUUCCAACAACACGAAUAUCACAAAAAGAUAACUUUUGUAGAGUUGGAGAUGAUGAACAUAAUACAGAACGUUCUGAUUUAGAAAUUUAUGCACGAAUUACACAAAAUUUUCAUCGUACAGGUUAUGUAUCAAAAGUCGAUCAAAAUAAAAUCCAGGAGUUGGAUGACGAUUUUAAUGAUUUAUCCUUGGAUAUAAAUAAUCAAUCAACACUCAAUGAAUCUGUCCUUGAACCAUCAUUAAUACGAUCAUCAUCGUUCGAUGUUAGUGAAUAUUCACAUUGUGUCACUGCUCAAGAUAUCGUUUUAAAACGUUGUAAUCAAACUGAUCCAAUAGAUUUUGAUUUUUGUUACCCAGACAGUGUCUUACAAAAAUGUCAGAAACUUGGCGAAGGUGUGUACGGCGAAGUAUUUCUGUUAAAGAACGCGGAUGGAUCAGCAACAGUUUUAAAAAUAAUACCAAUAGAAGGUCCGUUACCUGUAAAUGGAGAACAUCAAAAGAAAUUCGAUGAAAUCAUUUCAGAGAUAAUUAUUACACAAGAACUAAGUGGUCUACGUGAUAAUGCAUUGAAUUGUACAGAAUGUUUUACGUACGUACAGAAUGUACGAUGUGUACGUGGGAAAUAUCCAACAAUGUUAAUUGAUUUAUGGGAGCUAUACGAUGAAAUGAAUGGCUCUGAAAAUGAACAUCCUGGUAUUUUCGAUGAUGAUCAAUUGUAUAUUGUAUUUGAGCUAGAACAUGGUGGGCGGGAUCUUGAAUCUUUUGAAUUCUUGAAUGCUGAACAAGCUUAUUCAAUAUUUAUUCAGACUGCCUUAGCGUUGAGCAUUGCUGAAAACGAGUUAGAAUUCGAACAUCGUGAUUUACAUUGGGGUAAUUUAUUAAUUCAACCUACAAAAUCAAAAACAAUUCUUUUUAAAUUAAAUGGUGAAGAAAUUGAAGUCAAUGCAUGUGGCGUUAAAGCUACAAUUAUUGACUUCACUUUAUCACGCGUUACAUACAAUAAUGUUUGUAUCUACAAUAAUUUAGCCGAUGAUCCAGAUCUAUUUAAAUCUGUUGGUGAUUAUCAAUUCGAAAUUUAUAAAAUGAUGCAGAAAAGGAAUCAGAAUCAAUGGGAACAUUUUGAACCAUACACAAACAUAUUAUGGCUACAUUAUAUAAUAUUAAAAAUGAUCGAUGGUGCACGUUAUAAACGAAAAAAAACACCAAAGCAUUCAAAAAGUAUAGCAUUGAUGAAAGAUUUAUCGAAUGAAUUAUUGGCUCAACAAAGUUCUGAGCAAUUUGUUAUACAAUUUUACUAUCAAAAACCAAAUGAAUAUACAAAGGCACUUUAAAAUUAUUUAUAACAAAAAAAAAUCAAUCAAAAUUAGAUAACAAUAGCGAGACAAUCACCAAUUUUCAAAGAUUUUAAAUAACAAACUAGUUUCUUCUAUAGUAAAUUUUGUGUGUUUUCAGUAAAAUUGAUUCAUACAACAAAUUAUCUAUAAUUGGCAACAAUUAUUAAAAUUUUAAAUCAGGAUGGCCAUUUGCAGGGAGAAUAUCAGGAUCAGGAUCACUAUUAAAUUUCAUUUAUGAAAAAUUAAAAAUUUUUUGAAUUAUCCGCCGAAAAUCACAGUAGAAAUAUAAGAAGAAUGUGUACGAAAAUAUAGAGAAUUAACUUUUCUAUUGGAUAAUGUUUUAAGGCGAAAUUUUCAAAAGAAAAUUCCAACAAUAAGGCUUGCUUGCAUAGCGGAAUCUGUAUCUGUAUACUGGCCGCUUGAAAAAAUUAUUUUUAAAAAUCGACGUCUUCUCAGGAUUAAGUACUUUUAUUUUUUUUUUAAAGUCUUUAUUUUGACUGACUAAUUAAUAGUUCAUUUGGGUCAUGAAUUUAAAAACCUGACAACUAUAGAGUGUAGAGUAAAAGGAGAAUAAUCUUUUAUGGCUAUUUGACUAAAAAAAGUGUCCAAAAGAGUGUUUGAGAGAAAUUCUCUAAUAACUUGUUUAGUUCUCUAUCCUACUCUUAUUACUUAAAGCAUAUUUUAUUAAAUGUACAAUUUUCCUGCAACAGCCCCACCCUUAUUUAAUGCUCUUAAACGGACAGUUUUUUUAUACAGACAUAUUGACAACAACAAACAACAACCUACCAUUUCGUGCCUUUUAUAAACUUCUUUAUUGUUAAAUUUAAACAAAUUUGUACUAUUGGCAGCAUUCACUGUUUAAUGUUUUGUGAAUGUAGCCUUAAUUAUUAUUUUCUUUUUUGUUUUAUUAAAAAAUUUUGAUUCUUUUUUGUAGCUAAAAGGAAAAUAGUGACUGACUUAAAUUCGAAAGUCAUCCUAAGUUAGGUGUCAAGGCUUCUACAAAAAGUGUAAAACUAAGUUCAAAUAAAAUAUAAGUCUUAAUUAAAUUCUAAAAAAACUUAUGCUCUCUAACUACAUUUUCCUUUUAGUUGCGAAUUUUUUUAUUAAUUUUACAAUUAUUUAAUGUUUAUAG